Molecule: messenger RNA, 5723 nt
Organism: Solanum dulcamara
Lineage: Eukaryota; Viridiplantae; Streptophyta; Magnoliopsida; Solanales; Solanaceae
Product: nuclear intron maturase 1, mitochondrial
Exons: 2
Coding region: 969-2975 (668 amino acids)
Biological process (GO): mRNA processing
Source: RefSeq, a predicted model, not a curated record
GUAAGUCAAAAUAUAUAUGCAGGAUCACAAUAUAUACAGCAGUAGCAAAACUUGCUAGCACGGUAAUUUUGACAACUGUUAGGUUAAUCAAUAAACAUAAACGAAAAACAAGGCUAGCAUUCAAGUAUCAUAAACAUUUAACGAGUGUAUACUCAACACGGUAGGUAACUAGGACAAUAUUUGAAUGAAGUAGUUCAAGAACAUGUGGUUUGAAUCAUAAGUAGUCAGUUCAAGCAAGGCAAUGGAGUCCAAUCUUUUCUAAUCAUAGGGGCUGGCGAGCAAGACGAGCUGGGACUUCUUCACCGGUAUAGAGAGGCCUUGCUGUCUGCAGCAAGUCAUGGUAUCCAGGAUUGGACAUCGAAAGAGUAGAGUCGUUAACCUGCCAGUAUGGAUGUCCUCCUUUUUUCGAACAGAGAACAAAUUAGCCAAUCACUGACUCCUCUUACUCCAUGCAAAAUCAUAACACGUAUGAUGAAACAGAUUUAACGGGGAAAAGGAAUCCAAUAUUUAAUUUAUGAUGUUAGUACUAAACCCACAUAAAAGAAAAGGAUUGUGGUUAAUCGACCGUCAGUAUUGAAAUAUUCUAACAUGAUGAUCAACUGAAUAUUGAAUUGUUGCAACUGAGCACAUGGUAAAUCACCACCAAAGUGCAGUUUUAAACGAGCAAGGGAGUACAUGAAUGAGAGAAUAAGUUAAGCAAGGGGUUGUCACCCAAUAUACUUUUUGGAUGUCGUAGUGAAUAGUGAUAGGGAGGACAUGCAGUCAUUUUGUUAAUGAGCAUGAGAGACCCAAAUUGAAAGCACAUAACACCAUGACUUUACAACUACUUUAAAGAGAUGCUUAUACUUUUGGAGAAUAUUUUGGGGGAAACUCGCAAGUAUUAUGUAUUACUAAAUAUUAUAAAAAAAUAUUUACAUUUGUAUAUUAGAGGCACAAAUGGGUGACACGCCAAGGCAUCGUUUAGAAAAAUGUCAGUGAGAACAAAAAUCAAACACCUCUCGUGCACGAAAACCAUCCGCCGCCUCCGGCAAAAGCCCCGCCACUGCCUCGAUCCUCAUUCCCUCCUCAAGGAAGAUCCAUUGGAAAUCCUGUCUAAUCUGUGGAUCAAAACUUUCUCUCAACCUCAAAAACCCUUCACUAACCUUACUGGCUUUCUCUCAAAACUAGAUCUCUGGGUCCUCGCUUACCAACGCACAUAUGCUCAUUUCACUGGUUCUUUCCCGCCUCGGAAUGCUCUCCAAUCCCAUGUUCUAUCCGACCUAGCAUCCCUCCGGAAUACAGUUAUCCGUGGAAAAUUCCUUUGGCAUACAAAAAUCCAUCAAUUUAUUCGUGGCCCUAAUGAGAAACCCAUUACUGAGCAGCUUUCUAGGACUCAGCUCCAAUCUAUACUCAUAUCCAAAACGCCACCGUUUCAGGAUGUUGUGGUACAACAAGCUUUACUUAUGAUAUUUGAACCCAUUUUUGAGCCUAGGUUUUCAUCAAAGUCCCAUGCUUUUCGCCCUGGAAGGAAUCCCCAUACUGUUAUUAGGACCAUUAGAAGUAAUUUUGCUGGUUAUUUGUGGUUUCUGAAAGGUGAUAUUAGUGAGGUUUUUGAUAAUGUUGAUGUUGAUGUCGUUAUGGCCAGUCUUGAAAAAGCUAUCAAGGAUAAGAAAGUGUUGAACUUGAUAAAGUCGGGGUUGAAAGCUCGUCGACGUGGAGAGGAGGAUGAAGAACAAGAAAAAGAUAGCAGGAAGAGAAAGAAGGGGCGGACAAAAAAGAGGAUUUUAAAUGAGAAUGAGCCCAAGCCAGACCCUUAUUGGUUAAGGACAUUCUUUGAGUUUGCUCCGCAGGAGGCUGCUAAGAUACCCAAUUAUGGUGGUUGUGGAAUUCUUAGUCCUUUGUUGGCUAAUGUAUGUCUUAAUGAGCUUGAUCAUAUGUUGGAGCAGAAAAUAGUUGAGUUUUUUAGGCCGUGUGAGCGAGACACGAUAUGGAAAUAUUCUAUGGAUGAUGGUUGUCAUAAUCCUGCUUGGCCUGAGUUUGUUCCUUCGAGUGGAAAAGAGAAGACGAGGAAGAUGGAUUUUAUAAGGUUUGGGGGUCAUUUCUUGGUUGGGAUCCGAGGGCCUAGACAAGAUGCCGUGGAAAUGAGGAAAGAGAUAAUCAAAUUUUGUGAGAGAAUUUUUGGGGUCAGGUUGGACAAUUCAAAAAUAGAGAUUGAGCAUAUUUCUAGGGGAAUUCAGUUCCUGGAUCAUAUUAUUUGUCGUCGUGUUAUUUAUCCAACUCUACGUUACACAGCCAGUGGUGGUAAUAUAGUGAGUGAGAAGGGUGUUGGGACUUUGCUUUCAGUCUCUGCUAGCUUGCAACAAUGUAUUCACCAGUUUAGAAAGCUCAAGCUUGUGAAAGGUGAUAAGGAUCCAGAGCCACUGCCUUGUACACCAAUGCUUUACUCUGGUCAAGCUCAUACUAAUUCUCAAAUGAACAAAUUCCUUGAGACAAUGGCUGAUUGGUUCAGAUAUGCAGAUAAUCGGAGAAAAGUUGUUGGCUUUUGUGCAUAUGUGGUUCGUAGCUCUCUGGCUAAGUUAUAUGCUGCCAGGUAUAGGCUGAAAUCUCGUGCCAAGGUUUAUAAGAUUGCCUCGCGUGAUUUAAGCUGUCCAUUGAGGGAGCACACCAACAAUUCUGCACCUGAGUAUUCAGAUCUUUUGAGGCUGGGACUUGUUGAUACUAUUGAAGGUGUUCAGUUUUCCCACAUGUCUUCGAUUCCGUCAUGUGAUUACACUCCAUUUCCAAGGAAUUGGAUCCCUGAUCAUGAGAAGGUGUUGCGUGAGUAUAUCAACUUACAGGACCCCAAGUUUUUCUACCAGCUGCACAAAUCAGUUAAACAGCAUGGUAUGUGUUUACCUCAAGAUGAGAUCUCUCAUAUUGUGUGGCAGUAUAAGACUCUUGGGGUGCGAAGCUUGUCGCAGAAGUUAUGUGAUGACCAGGGGAUGGAAAAUGCUUAAGAGAAAGUAAUGGUGGCAUUAUCAUGAACGUGGCAUGAAAUGUUAAAGUUCAUCAACAUAUAUUGCUAUUGAUGGUGCCAACUGACUUCUUAUUUUUCUGAAGCUAGACGGUCAAUGUCUAUCUUGAUGGAUAAUAUUAAAGUUGGAGGUUGAUCUCAUUAACAAUCCUGGAGAGCAGAUUAUGCUUGAUUACAGUGAACAGAUUCCUUUAUAAAGCUUUUUCAUUAAAGAUUCAAUUUGUCAAUACAGAUAAAACCAUUUUUAGUACGUCUUUUUGUAAAAUUCUGUACUUAUGGUUGAGACCUGAGAGGAAUAACUGCUCCAAGUAAGCAUCUAUAAUUUGGAUGAAUUUCUGAAAGGAAUAAAUUAUUGACACCGACAUAUGUGCUUUUAGCUUUAGACUUAAACACUCGCCAUCUCCACGCCCCCUACCACAAGAAGAAUAGCUUUGUUUUAAUUGCAUAUGUAAGUUGGAUGAGUUCCAUCAGAGACUUAUAGCCUUAACACUUCAGAGAUCUUCUUUUAGCUUCUUCCUUAGACCCUUGCCUCCACAUGUCUUCCCCCAUGGAAACUGUGUGAUCUGCUGCAAUGGGAUGAAGCAGAGGAUAUCACGCCAAAGCUGAACUGAAGUUAAGGCUAUGAUGUGAUAGCUCAUAAGUUCUCCUGAAAUAAAUGUAGCCAACAAAAAGAAAAGAUGCAUUCCCUGGAUUUUUGCUGCAGCAGCAGAAAAAAGGUUCAUCUUCAGCUAAUCAGCUCCUUAUACCCAUAAAUAGUAAACAGAGAGCUCGUGCCUGCAUGUUUUCUGAAGAAGGAUGAAUAGUAAGCUGUGUGAAUGCUUCCACAAACAAUGGCUUCUCGCUCUUACUUGGGCAUUUUUCAGUUGGAUCUAGACUACACCAGUGGAACAUGAGAAGAGGCUGUUCGGUGAUGAAAGUCAUUGAGACUGCUGGUUGCCUGGCACCAGACCUACCUGAGAAGAGAGAUAUAAUAUUCGUAAGUUAGUUGUAUUCAGAUUGUUAUAUAUGGCAGAAGGUCACGAGUUCAAGCCUUGGAAACAGCCUCUGGCAGAAAUGCAAGGUAAGACUGCGUAUAAUAGACCCUUGUGGUCGGGUCCUUCCCCGAAUCCUGCGAAUAGCGGGAGCUUUAGUGCACCGGACUGCCCUUUUUAUAUAUGGUGUAUUCUAUCUUACAUGGGACCAGUAAUAAUAACAUCAGUGCAGUGUAACAUGUUGCAAUGUUUCUAAUUUGUUGAUUGAGUCAUAAUUCAUCCCAUCUGCUUAUUCUAUCUUAAAGUUAUCAAAAUCCAUCUUUCAGAUACACACUUUCACAAAUAACGCUGCAGAUUAGUUAAGUAUUGGGGUGAGGUGAUUAGCCAGGACAUGGAUAGCUUCAGCUCACCGAGGAUAUGACCCUUGAUAGGAGGGUGUGGAGGUCGAGGAUUAGGAUAGAAGGUUUGUAGAUAAGCUCACCGAGGAUAUGACCCUUGAUAGGAGGAUGUGGAGGUCGAGGAUUAGGAUAGAAGGUUAGUAGAUAGUUGAGUGUUUUGUUUUCCCAUUUCCGGAGUAUUAGUAUUAGUCUUGUUUUUUUUUUAUUCUUAGAUUUAUACUUCUGUUUCUGUUUGUUGAUUCUUUAGCCUUGAUUAUUGUAUUUUUAUGUUGUUCUUCCUGCUUGUUACUGCUAUACUCUUUUUCAUCAGUUUUGAGCCAAGGGUCUAUUGGAAACAACCUCUCUUCCUUUCAAGGUAGGCGUGUAAGGUCUGCGUACACACUUUUACCCCACUUGUGGGAUUACACUGGGUAUGUUCUCGUUGUUGUAUUAGUGAAGUGCACAAAUCAAUUUUUCUUUGUUCUUUUGAAAUGAACAAUCCAACAUCAUUUUGGGCUGACGAUUCCUUUGUACUUACCAACCAGAAUGCUAGACAAGUUUCUGAAGUCUCAAACCUAACAUACGUUCUGAAGGUAUUUUUUUGAUCAAAAAGACAAAUUUUUCAUUACUUGGAGCAAAAAAAAUACAGGGAAUUGACAGCCCAUAGAGCGUAGCAGCAGACUUUGUUACAAUAGUAGUAGAAGAAAGAGUAAAGGGCAUUGUAGUGUAGGUUGCACUUCAUGCGUUGCCAGCUAUACUAUCUGGCAUUGGGUUAAAAAAAUUAACAGUUCGACAAAUAGUAGUGCCUAUUCCAUCCUCUUCAAUCGUGUGACUGGCAAAAGACGGCGUAGAAUCAAAAAGAGUGAGAUUGAGCAGUGCAUCGUUGUUAGCUCCAUGCCUGGCUAGGCUAUCCGCUACUUGAUUUUGCUCCCUGUAAAUGUGAGUUAUGGAGGGCUCAUGCUGCUGUUGGAUUGCGGACCUGCAAUCAGACAAAAUAUUCGCAUAUUUUGCAUUAGGUGAUGUCAACAGUGUAUCUCUUUUGCAUCUAUAUCAUCUUGGAGUGGUGUAUGAACCAGGCUUGUAGCCAAGUCGAAAAAAGAACAAAGCUAUACUAGUGAGCACAAACGAUUGUAUCCGUAAUAUACUUAACCCGCUGCAAGAAAGAUGGCAUGAGCCUGAUGAUUCGUUUGGUUUCAGCCCAUUUUAGUUUAUUGUAAUCUGUAGAACCAAGAGAUUAUUAGUAACCCUUUAGGGAAAGUCGUAUGGCCAAUAUACUUACUUAAGGUUGUUGAAUGCAUGCUAAUCAAUUUAUUGCAACUUCUUGCUACUUGUAUGCAUUCUAUAUUUUUAUAUGUUUGUUCAAAUUACUCAUGUGGAACUAGC